AUGCUGGUGCUGUUUGAAACGUCUGUCGGCUACGCCAUCUUUAAGGUUUUGAAUGAGAAGAAACUUCAAGAGGUUGAUAGUUUGUGGAAAGAAUUUGAAACUCCAGAGAAAGCAAAUAAAAUAGUUAAGCUAAAACAUUUUGAGAAAUUUCAGGAUACAGCAGAAGCAUUAGCAGCAUUCACAGCUCUGAUGGAGGGCAAAAUCAACAAGCAACUAAAAAAAGUUCUGAAGAAAAUAGUAAAAGAAGCCCACGAACCCCUGGCUGUUGCUGAUGCUAAACUAGGAGGGGUCAUAAAGGAAAAGCUAAAUCUCAGUUGCAUCCAUAGUCCUGUUGUUAAUGAACUUAUGAGAGGAAUUCGUUCACAGAUGGAUGGAUUAAUACCUGGGGUAGAACCACGAGAAAUGGCAGCUAUGUGUCUUGGGUUGGCCCACAGCUUGUCCCGAUAUAGAUUGAAAUUUAGUGCUGAUAAAGUGGACACAAUGAUUGUUCAGGCAAUUUCUUUGUUGGAUGAUUUGGAUAAAGAACUAAACAACUACAUUAUGCGGUGUAGAGAAUGGUAUGGCUGGCAUUUCCCUGAAUUAGGAAAAAUAAUUUCAGAUAAUUUGACAUACUGCAAGUGUUUGCAGAAAGUUGGUGACAGGAGGAAUUAUGCCUCAGCCCAACUUUCUGAAUUACUGCCCGAGGAAGUUGAAGCAGAAGUGAAAGCAGCUGCAGAGAUAUCUAUGGGAACAGAGGUUUCAGAAGAAGAUAUUUGCAACAUUCUGCAUCUCUGCACUCAGGUGAUUGAAAUCUCAGAAUAUAGAACCCAGCUCUAUGAAUACCUACAAAAUCGAAUGAUGGCCAUUGCCCCCAAUGUCACAGUCAUGGUUGGAGAAUUAGUUGGAGCACGGCUUAUUGCUCAUGCAGGUUCUCUUUUGAAUUUGGCCAAACAUGCAGCUUCCACAGUUCAGAUUCUUGGAGCAGAAAAGGCACUAUUCAGAGCUCUGAAGUCUAGACGGGAUACCCCUAAGUAUGGUCUCAUUUAUCAUGCUUCGCUUGUAGGCCAGACAAGUCCCAAACACAAAGGAAAGAUUUCUCGAAUGUUGGCAGCCAAAACCGUUUUGGCUAUCCGGUAUGAUGCUUUUGGUGAAGAUUCCAGUUCUGCGAUGGGAGUUGAGAACAGAGCCAAAUUAGAGGCCAGGUUGAGGGCCAUUGAAGAUAGAGGGAUAAGAAAAAUAAGCGGGACAGGAAAGGCAUUAGCAAAAGCAGAAAAAUAUGAGCAUAAAAGUGAAGUGAAGACUUAUGAUCCUUCUGGUGACUCCACACUGCCAACCUGUUCUAAAAAACGCAAGAUAGAACAGGUAGAUCAAGAGGAUGAAAUAAUUGAAAAGAAGGCAAAAAAAGCUAAGGUUAAAAUUAAAGUUGAAGUAGAAGAGCAAGAAGAAGAAGAAGAAGGAGUACUAGUGGUGGAAGAACAGGAGACAUCUGUAAAGAAGAAGAAGAAAAAGGAUAAGAAGAAACACAUUAAGGAAGAACCGCUUUCUGAGGAAGAACCAUGCACCAGCACAGCGGUUCUUAGUCCAGAGAAAAAGAAGAAAAAGAAGAAGAAGAAAGGUAAUGAGGACUAA
Pipistrellus nathusii (Nathusius's pipistrelle) is the source of this 1608-nucleotide messenger RNA. The record is from the annotation of a GenBank genome assembly. Lineage: Eukaryota; Metazoa; Chordata; Mammalia; Chiroptera; Vespertilionidae.